Messenger RNA from Thalassophryne amazonica, 3197 nucleotides. It is a transcript of the gene nup133, whose product is annotated as nucleoporin 133. Gene Ontology annotation, cellular component: nuclear pore outer ring. Lineage: Eukaryota; Metazoa; Chordata; Actinopteri; Batrachoidiformes; Batrachoididae. Gene Ontology annotation, molecular function: protein binding; structural constituent of nuclear pore. Bases 154 to 3006 code for a protein of 950 amino acids. Gene Ontology annotation, biological process: protein import into nucleus; poly(A)+ mRNA export from nucleus; transcription-dependent tethering of RNA polymerase II gene DNA at nuclear periphery. The record is from RefSeq and is a predicted model, not a curated record. The transcript has 21 exons.
UCUCCCUUGUGACGCAAAUUUUCAGCGACUGCGCCGCGCGCUGUUUCGAAGCAGGCUUUGGUUUUUAGCUCCAGCAGCUUCGUUCUUGAAACUUUUGAUAUUUGUUGGAAUUUCUCUUCCGCUGAGCAGGACGAGAGAAAUCUCACCGCUGGAAUGUUCACCCCCCGCGCCGCCCCGAGCUCCGGCCGCAGGCAGCAGGGCAGAAGCGGCGUAAGGAAGAGCGCGUCGUCCGCGGCCUCCAGCCUGCUGUUUAUCCCGCGGAGGACGCCGCUGUCUGCGCGGUCAACGCCCACUCGGGUUCAGAGCCAUUCAGGUACAGAAUCAAUCCACUACGACGUGCAAACCUUCGGCUCAUCGCUGCCGGUCAAAGUGAUGGAGGCUCUGACGAUGGCUGAUGCUGAAGACCAGAUUUCGGUGAAGGUGGAUGAGAGCGGUUGGGCCUGGAUGGUUUGUGGAGAGAGACUGAUCAUCUGGAAGAUCUGCCAGACCGCUGUGGCCAAGCUGUUGGUGUGUAAGGAGCUGCAGCUGCCCAGCAGCGAGUGCGACUACACGGCCGACCUUGUGGCAGUGACGUCUGCUGCUCGCCUGGAGACCGCCACGGUUCAGUCCAUCUCUGUUCUCGCCAUGUCUGCGGAGGGAACGGCGCGCUUCUGGCCCAGUCUGACCCAGGAAGGAAACUACACAGAGAUGGACGUGGACAUGGAUGACCUCUGCAACUUCGUUGUUGCUGUCAGAGGUGGAAGCUUCGUGUUGUCAUCAGUCCGGCGUCAGCUCCUGAGAGUGUUUGUGGAUUCUUCGGGGAAGCUGCAGCACCGGGCCCUGCAGCAGGGUCAGGGCGUUCUGUCCGGCAUCGGGCGCCGUGUCUCCAGUCUGUUCAGCAUGCUGUCUCCCCCGGCCAACGACACUCUCCACAGUGUGCUGUGGGUGGGUGGGGCUUGCUGCCUGUACACGCUGACCAGCUCCAGUCUGUGUAAAUGGGAGGUGGGCGAGACCUCAGAACACCAGGUCAUGAGCUGGGAUGCCCGGCGAGCGCUGACUGACAUCAUCACCGAUGCCAUUUGGGGUUCAGAGAACAACAGUGAGGAGCUGAAGGAAGACGCAAAUGUGACGUACCUGGACAUGAAAGUCAGCCAAGCAGGUCUGGUGGUUCUGGCUGCAGCGUGGAACCCGUCCGACACACCCUGCCUGGUCUACUUCUGUCUGAUUACCCUGCAGGAAAGUGGAGCGACCAUCUCUGAGCAGUUCACUGUGGAAGUCACCAAGUACAACCCUCCAUUCCAGAGCGAGGAGGCGCUGCAGGCCACUCGGCUCGUCUUGCCGCCGUCCCCCGGCUCCACAGCCUUCCUCUACAAUGAGGAUCUGGUCUUCAUCUGCCCAACAGGCUCUAGCGCGGCGAGACUGCCUGAUGAGAAAAUCGCCUUCAACUCAGCUGGUGAUGGUGUUCGUGGAGCAGGCUGUUGUGCCAAUCUGCCGGUGUUUUUCUCCCAGAGCAGCGGCCUUGUGGCGGUGGUGGCAAGAGAACGUGCUUCCAUUUUUCCGGACUCCAUGGAGGACUCGUUUUGCUCCUCACUGGCUGCUGCUCCAGACGUUUCAUCCAUGGACACUCUGAGCAGAGCUGAGCCGGUUCCUCCAGAGGACAAAACCAAAUUCUUGAAGGCAGCUUUCCUCCAAUUCUGUCGUAACGAUCUGGUAGGAGCGCAGACGGUCACUGACGAGCUUUUCCCCGCGGACGGUGACGUGGAGGAGGGAGCCGAGUUGGACAGCGUGGUGACACGCAUCGACCUGGACCUGGUGGAUGAUUACCCAGCUUCAGACCCCCGCUGGGCGGAGUCUGUCCCUGAUGAGAGCGGCGGCUUUCCUCUGACCUCCCUCAUCAUCCUCCAUCAGCUGGAAGACAAGAUGAAGGCCCACGGCUGCUUCAUGGACUUCUUGCUGCAGGUGGGGCUGCUGGAGUCGGCUCGGCCACACAAACUGUGCGUUUCAUCAUCGAUGGCCACGACGGCUGUUACUGUGGCGAACCGCCGAGAAGCUGCAGUUGCCGUAUGCUUUCGUGCUGAAGAAGACCACCCACAGCUAACAACACCGAGUUGGUCAACCGGGCAUCGGCCGCCGCGCUGCAAAGAAAUGACAGCAGGCGGUCCGCCCAGCCUCACCGCCGCCGACGUCUUCUUCAGAGAGGUGUCUCGAGAUCCUCCUGCAUCUUCGAGUGUCUCCUGGAGGAGGAGGAGCGGAGGUCCUGAAGGAGAACCCAGUGGACUCGGUGCAGUGGGGCUGAGGUCGUCCUCACCGUUAAUAACCAUCAUAAAGGACAUGCUUCAGACCGCUUGCCAGUACAGAGAAACAAAAGCUUCCAUGUACAGAGCGUCGGAAAAUGCUGCUGCGGAGCCUGAGUACGUCCCGUGGACGGCGUCGUGCGCAAUGCGCACCGUUCUCUCCCGCCAGCAUGACAUCGUCCUGCGCUUGGUGUACCCCCACGCUGACUCUGAGCUGCGCAGUACCCUUUGUGAGCAGCUGGUGGCACUGUUGGACAUCUAUCUGGGAGGCUAUGUGGCCCAACUGACCUCCCUGCAGCAGCAGCGCCUCCCAGUGGUCCAACAGGAGCGUUACAGCAGCCUGGAGAUGGAGUACAGUCAGCGCCGCUCUGAGCUUCUGGCCCCGUUAUUGGAGCUCGGUCAGUACCAGUGGGUGGCAGCAUUGGCUGAGAAGUACUGUGACUUUGACAUCCUGGUUCAGAUGUGCGAGCAGACCGAUAACCAGAGCCGCCUGCAGCACUACAUGACCAAGUUUGCCGAUAAGAACUUUGCAGACUUCCUAUUCCGCUGGUACAUGGAGAAAGGGAAGCGAGGGAAGCUGUUGUCCCAGCCGGCUACUCAGCACCAGCAGCUCUCCAGUUUCCUGCAGGCGCAUCAGCACCUGAGCUGGCUGCACACGUGCACGUCCAGGACUACCAAAGUGCGCACAGGACUCUGUACAACCAGGCCGAAAUGGAGACACGAUACUUUGUGAAGAAGAAGACUCUGCUGGCCCUCAGUAAGCUGACGGCGCUGGCCUCUGACGUGCCCGACCACGAGAUCAACAAACAAGUCGACGACAUCGUGGAGCAGGAGCGCUUCCUCCUGCAUCAGGAGACGCUGCCCAGGACAGCUGCUGGAGGAGAAAGCAGCAGAACCUCGACACCAUGCCGCUUCUGAGCGCCC